This is a messenger RNA of Syzygium oleosum, 1857 nucleotides long. RefSeq names its product EH domain-containing protein 2-like. The transcript is spliced from 16 exons. Gene Ontology annotation, biological process: endosomal transport; endocytosis. Lineage: Eukaryota; Viridiplantae; Streptophyta; Magnoliopsida; Myrtales; Myrtaceae. Gene Ontology annotation, molecular function: GTP binding; calcium ion binding; protein binding. Bases 75 to 1718 code for a protein of 547 amino acids. The record is from RefSeq and is a predicted model, not a curated record. Gene Ontology annotation, cellular component: intracellular membrane-bounded organelle; plasma membrane; cytoplasm.
CUUCACUCCACAACAACGCUUUCAAAAUUCCUUUCAAUCUCUCCCUCUCUCUCGCUCUCGCUUGCUCGCCGGCGAUGGAGAUCAAGUCCGGCGCGUUGGGCUUGUGCUCCAAGGACCACCAGCGGAUCUAUCAGGAGUGGUUCAACUUCGCCGAUUCAGAUGGAGAUGGGCGCAUUACUGGAGAUGCCGCCACGAAGUUCUUCGCCAUGUCGAAGCUUUCGCGGCAGGAGCUCAAGCAGGUUUGGGCCAUUGCAGAUUCCAAACGUCAAGGGUUUCUUGGCUUGCAUGAGUUUAUUAUUGCUGUGCAGCUGAUUUCUCUGGCCCAAGAAGGAGUUGAAUUAACCCCCAGCAGCCUUAAGUUUGAAGCUGAUGUGGAGAAGAUCGAUCCUCCUAUGAUGGAAGGGUUGGAUGCCGUGGUUGCUAAAAGCAAGAACUCAACAGUUGUUGUCGAUCCUGUAACAAAUGGAAGUGCUCAGCCCCUGCCACCGCCAUCAUCUCAAUGGUUUGCUCCAAAAUCUGGGAGGAAGGCACAGGCGCCUCAAUAUUCGGUUACAUCAAUUGUUGAUGGUUUGAAGAGAUUGUAUGUAGAAAAGCUGAAGCCUCUUGAAGUUGCUUAUCGUUUUAAUGAUUUUGUGUCCCCUUCGUUGACAAAUAGUGAUUUUGAUGCUAAACCCAUGGUGAUGCUCCUUGGUCAGUAUUCUACGGGCAAAACUACUUUCAUAAAGCAUUUGCUGAGGUGUGAAUACCCAGGAGCUCAUAUUGGACCUGAGCCUACAACUGAUAGAUUUGUUGUUGUCAUGUCUGGACCGGAUGAGAGAAGUAUCCCAGGGAACACAAUUGCCGUCCAUGCAGACAUGCCCUUCAACGGCCUGACGAAAUUUGGAGGAGCAUUUUUGUCAAAAUUUGAGUGUUCCCAAAUGCCACACCCUCUGCUGGAUCAAAUUACUUUUGUGGAUACUCCCGGUGUUCUAUCCGGAGAAAAGCAAAGAACCCAACGGAGCUAUGAUUUUACUGGUGUCAUAUCAUGGUUUGCAGCCAAGUGUGAUAUGAUUCUUCUUUUGUUUGAUCCUCAUAAACUUGAUAUCAGUGACGAGUUCAAGCGUGUUAUCGCAUCCCUACGCGGUAAUGAUGACAAGAUACGUGUUGUUCUUAAUAAAGCAGACCAAGUCGAUACGCAACAACUGAUGAGAGUCUAUGGAGCACUGAUGUGGUCGCUUGGAAAAGUUUUGAACACUCCUGAAGUUGUACGCGUUUAUAUCGGGUCCUUCAAUGACAAGCCUGUUAAUGAAGGCAUUGUGGGUCCUAUAGGACGUGAUCUCUUCGAAAAAGAGCAGGAUGACCUUCUUGCGGACUUGAUUGACAUUCCUAAGAAAGCUUGUGACCGUCGAAUCAACGAAUUUGUGAAGCGUGCUAGGGCUGCUAAGAUUCAUGCUUACAUCAUUAGUCAUCUUAAGAAGGAGAUGCCUGCCAUGAUGGGCAAGGCAAAGGCUCAACAGCGAUUAAUUGACAAUCUUGAAGAUGAAUUUGCUAAGGUUCAAAGGGAUUAUCAUUUACCAGCAGGCGAUUUUCCCAGUGUUGAUCAUUUCAAGGAGGUCUUGAGUGGCUACAACAUCGAUAAAUUCGAAAAGCUGAAGCCCAAGAUGAUUCAAGCCGUCGAUGACAUGCUCGGCUACGAGAUCCCUGAACUCCUGAAGAAUUUCAGAAAUCCUUAUGAAUGAAUCUUCCGGGGCUUGUGCCUUCUUUGUUGAGGCCACGUUUUCUUGCUACAUGGCAUGUUAUCUGAAAAAACAAACCUUGUGUAUAACAUUUUUGGUCUCCGAUGCUCCAUCACACCCUCAGAUGGGGUUAUCAGGUUAA